This is a messenger RNA of Arabis nemorensis, 525 nucleotides long. NCBI's taxonomy places the organism in Eukaryota, Viridiplantae, Streptophyta, Magnoliopsida, Brassicales, Brassicaceae. The record is from the annotation of a GenBank genome assembly.
AUGGAGCUGGAUUCCGGAGCUGAUGAUGUUACCACUGACAUUUUGCACUUCAGAKUCUUAAUGUUYCUCCACAACUUGCACCAGAUAUGGAGCAAUGUUCUGUGGGCUCAGAGAUCUCACCAACAAGGCUGCGAAAAGGCAGGUAGUUUCAGGUCUUCCGAUGUGGGUUUUGUGAAGGAGGGUGUCUUUGGAUUGGUUUCUGGAACGGUAACUGCAGAGAUGCUGCGUUGUUCCAUCAUUGGUGAGGAAACGAAUGCUGAGGAACUGGAAAAUCACACAUGUUGGAAAGGGUCUACGAUGGUGAACGAGUGGCUGAUGGAUGCAGAAGUUAUAUCUGCGAGCAUAUUCAGUGAAGUGGUGGAGGCAAAUGCGAUAUCCUUAUUCGAGGUUAGAGACCACAUUGGUAAUGCUCAUUUGCUUCACGAGAUUCUCCGUGUUAAGAACAUCCCUUUUGAAGUUGAUGUCUUGGACGAGAAAACCGCUGCUUCGCUUAGAAAGUUCUACAUCACGUAUAGACCGAAUUGA